Messenger RNA from Chara braunii, 1225 nucleotides. The record is from the annotation of a GenBank genome assembly. NCBI's taxonomy places the organism in Eukaryota, Viridiplantae, Streptophyta, Charophyceae, Charales, Characeae.
GGACAUCGUAAGAACGACACUGACGACAAAGAAGAGACAGAGGACAUCGUAAGAACGAGCAUGGCUUCAGAAGAAGCUGUAGACGGAGAAGAUGCGGAGGAUGAUGUACGAAGGGUUACAGCUUCAGAAGAAGCUGCAUUUGUGAAUAUUGAUGCAGAUGAGCAAACUCCUCGAGGCGAUGUAUGCGAGAAUGACGACGAAGAAAACACUGAUGAGGUUGUAAGAAGGGACGAAGCUUCAGAAAAAGUUGUAUUCGUGGAUCUUCGGAAAGAAAACACAGAGGACGUGAUGUAUGCCAACGCUUGUGAUCAUGGCGGAGAUACAAUGGAGAACGACAAUGCGGAGAGCAGGGAAGAAGCCCGCAGUAACGACGGAGCUUUUCAAAAAUGUUUUUUCGAUAUGUUCGGCAAGAGGCCAUCAGGAGAAGGUAUUAGAGAAAUGAAGCAAACCUCCUUACAAGAGGUCAGAAGAGGUGUUUUCAGCAAGUUAAAGAAGAGCGAAAAAACUCCUUACAACUUAGGGAAACGAAGCAGGAACUUGCGUGUGUACAACAAGAAGGCAAACUACCACGUGAACAUGAAGAGAGUGGAAGAAGUUCUCAAGGAGUCCUGCUGCAAGGCAGCAUGUUAUAAGAAGUUUCGCGCAGAAGAUGUCUAUUACAUUCGUGAAACAUUUAGGGCGAUGAAACAACCGGAGCAAGUCAACUUCCUUCUCAGCGAGAUGAGAGCUGCAUCAUAUUUCUCAGAUGAAGGAGAGUUAGCGAUGCUAAGAGUAACAUUAAAUGGCAUCAAGGUUUGCACAAGAGCAUGGGGAAAGCUUUACGGAUGCUCAACUACACAUGUAGCAAGCGUUCGCGCAACUUUCAAGGAUGGAGUGCACACGUACGAACAUCGUAACAAGGGAGCGGGUGGUUUGUCUGUAUCAUCGUUGUAUAUUCUUUCUUGGCUGCACGAGUAUUUUCGGUACAACACUGAAAGUAUGCCGAACAGCAACCAAUUUCAUCUUUCGUCGACUCUUCUACGCAAAGAUGUUUAUGAAUUUUUCGAGAAGGAGUGCGCAUCACUUUACAGCUCCUCCAUUUUUCCGUCGAGUUCAUGGUUUAUGACAAUUUGGAGGGACCACUGCCCUAAAGUUCUCAUUCCUACACUAAAAAGGUUCUCAGUUUGCAGCCAAUGUUUGUGAUUCAAGACAGGACGCUCACAGGCAACAAAACGCAUUGAACGAG